Molecule: messenger RNA, 711 nt
Organism: Trypanosoma grayi
Lineage: Eukaryota; Euglenozoa; Kinetoplastea; Trypanosomatida; Trypanosomatidae
Product: helicase-like protein
Exons: 1
Coding region: 1-711 (236 amino acids)
Source: RefSeq, a predicted model, not a curated record
AUGGGGCAGGCAAUGACUGGCGAGCAGCAGCAGCAGCAACGGCAGGAAGCAGAAGAGGUCCUCUGCGUGAAGCCAGAAGUAGUAAAAGCCCCUGCGCUGCCUCCGUACGAGCAGCAGGCCGCAGAAUUAUGCGAGUCGUAUGUGCGACAGAUGCGGAUUGUGCCGCCGCUACUCCGGAGCUCGGCGGGUCUGGGGCCUGAGCCGUGUACCUCGGAGCCAACGCUCUUGGAGAGCAUUCAGCGUCGUGUGGCAUCGCUGGUUGUGCCCCGCGUGGGGCUGAUGGAGCAGGAGGCGCUGCAGCAACAGAAGGAGUUGAGAUGGGGCGUCGGCGCCUCCCAAGUGCCCGCAAGCAACUCAAGAAGUGCACUUGGCCACGAGCUGCACGAGUUCGCAGCUCGUUUCAAGAUCGUCCGAGAUAACGCCACUCAGCAAGUCGCCGCGGAGGCCCUUGAAAUUGACGUGGCGCUUGAAGAAGUGAACAAGGGGCUUGACGGCCUGCAGCGCGAGGCUGCCAAACAGAAUUGCCUAGCUGAGGUGUACGAAUUCGCUGAAGGGGAGCGACGCGCACUGCAGGAUGAAGUGGCCACGUUUGACAAGUUGCUGCGGGAUGAAGUUCUUGUACUGCUGCAGGAUGUGUGGUCGCUGCUGAGCGACACGGAGCGGGCCGCCGUUCAGGCCGACGUUGACGCGCGAGGGUCGCACCCUUCGUAG